This is a messenger RNA of Mycena indigotica, 1215 nucleotides long. RefSeq names its product Protein kinase. The transcript has a single exon. Gene Ontology annotation, biological process: regulation of mRNA processing; spliceosomal complex assembly; protein phosphorylation. Gene Ontology annotation, molecular function: ATP binding; protein kinase activity. Bases 1 to 1215 code for a protein of 404 amino acids. NCBI's taxonomy places the organism in Eukaryota, Fungi, Basidiomycota, Agaricomycetes, Agaricales, Mycenaceae. The record is from RefSeq and is a predicted model, not a curated record.
AUGACUGAACCAACCUUUAAGGUCGUUCCCGUUCACGCGGAGCAUCCGUCGAGCUACAAGCCACAGGGCUUGCAUCCCGUUCAUCUUGGCGACUCUUUUGCAGAUGGACGAUAUACCGUCACACACAAACUUGGCCACGGCAAAUCCUCGACAAUCUGGGUAGUCCACGACGCGCACGACGAUAGCUUGAAAUCGCUCAAAAUAAUAGCUGCCUGGAAAUCCGACACCGAGGUACAGGUUCUGCAACACUUAGAGGCCAAUUUCGACGAACAGGAGGAGGGCAGCCAACAUGUUGCGCGUAUGUUUGACGCCUUCAUCCACGAGGGCCCCAAUGGAAAACACCAAUGCAUUGUCGGCGAAAUACUCGGUCCAGACUUGGGAUCCUACGUUGGUGAUUACUGGGAGACAGAUUGUUUUCCGCCAGACAUGGUGCGACGCCUGUUUGGCCAAACUGCAUUGGGUGUCCGAUAUUUGCAUCAACGAGGUGUUGUCCACGGCGAUCUUCACCAAGGGAAUGUCCUCCUGCGUCUGCCCAUGGAUUGGGGCUCCCUUGAGAAAGAGCUCGACAAACCCGAAAAAUACGACUAUGGCCCCGACUCGCACUCACCGCAUCGGCCCAAAUACCUCGUUUCUGGGAUUGGCGACAAUUACAAAUUGCUCAGACUAUGUCUCCAGCAACCAUAUAUCAAAAUUACCGAUUUCAGCGAGUCCAUCAUCCCCGCCCUACCCGAUCCACCACUCAUUGCCUCCCCUUUGGUACUCCGUCCACCGGAGGCGCUCCUUGGUUUUCUGAAGCAUGCGACGAUCCAGAGUGACAUUUGGGCGCUUGCCGUUCUCUGUCAUAUGUUAUUCUGCAAUGGUUUGAGUCUAUUUCACUACGGUGACAUGAUGCUUCAUGACAUCGUCCUCAACCUCGGGAAAUUCCCUGAGCCAUGGUGGUCGAGUUGGGCUGGGCAUAAAGACUUCGACGAGGACGGCCGGGCGAUCAGGGGUCCUACGAAGUCGAUUUUCCUCAAGUUCAAAUCCAGCAUUCUGCGGGAUGCAGAGGAGGGCAAGGCGUUGAAGGAGAUGCUACGGGCUAUGGUGCGCUACGAUGCGACAAGUCGGAUUACCGCUGAGCAAGUGCUCGCGAGCGAAUGGGUGCAGACAUAUUGUCGUCCGCAGAUGAAGGCCGAGGUUAAAUUUGUGGUGGAGAAUAUUGACGGUGGAGAUUAA